CAAAGAUUCACCCAUGAACCAGCUCCCAGAGAAAGUGGCAUGUUUUGGGGACCCUGGGAGCAUAAGGGGAGCAGUUGCCUGGAGGAGGACUUUCUCUAUGGUGGGAAGCCAGGCUGGAGGGGCCUGAGUAACCCUCUCUCAGGAGGGUCCUCUGUGCCACAGGUGGGCCAGGGAAAGGGGAGACUUGGUAUGUGGAUGCCUCCUUCUCAUGCCCAGGGAUCAGCGGUGUGAAUCAGCUGGGAGGACUCUUUGUGAAUGGUCGGCCCCUGCCCCUGGACACCCGGCAGCAGAUCGUGCAGCUAGCAGCCAGCGGGAUGCGGCCCUGCGACAUCUCACGGAGCCUUAAGGUAUCUAAUGGCUGUGUGAGCAAGAUCCUAGGGCGUUACUACCGCACAGGUGUCUUGGAGCCCAGGGGGAUUGGGGGAAGCAAGCCACGUCUGGCCACACCCCCUGUGGUGGCUCGAAUCGCCGAGCUGAAGGGUGAGUGCCCUGCCCUCUUUGCCUGGGAGAUCCAACGCCAGCUUUGUGCCGAAGGGCUUUGCACCCAAGAGAAGACUCCCAGUGUUUCCUCCAUUAAUCGGGUCCUGCGGGCGCUACAAGAGGACCAGAGACUGCCCUGGGCACAGCUCAGGUCACCAGCUGUUUUGGCUCCAGUUCCUCGCACUCCCUGUGGUGGCUCUGAGGCUCCCCGGGGUCCUCACCCAGGGACUGGCCACCGGAAUCGGACUAUCUUCUCCCCAGGCCAAGCCGAGGCUCUAGAGAAAGAGUUCCAGCGUGGGCAGUAUCCUGAUGCAGUGGCCCGUGGGAAGCUGGCUGCUGCCACCUCUUUGCCUGAGGACACGGUGAGGGUCUGGUUUUCCAACCGAAGAGCCAAAUGGCGCCGACAAGAGAAGCUCAAGUGGGAUAUGCAGCUCCCAGGUGCUUCCCCGGGUCUGACUGUACCGAGUGCUUUCUCAGGGAUCGUCUCUGCACAGCAGUCCCCUGGCAGUGCACCCACAGCAGCCCUGCCUGCCUUGGAGUCCUUGGGUCCCUCCUGCUGUCAGCUGUGCUGGGGGACAGCACCAGACAGGCAUCUGAGUGACACCCCACCCCAAGCCUGCUGGGGCUACCUGCCCCCCAUAGCCGAGCUCCCUGGAUUCAGUACUGCUUUGUCAUCCUUGCCCUUCCCGCCACUGCCCCCAUCGCCAGUCUUGGUGCCCCUCAGGCCUUGCUCUGGCCUGGCGCCCCACUACUGCAAGGCCUGGAAUGAGGGAGGAGAGCCAGAGUGGAAAGGAGAUGGGGUGGGGAGGAUCUAA
Molecule: messenger RNA, 1295 nt
Organism: Ceratotherium simum simum (southern white rhinoceros)
Lineage: Eukaryota; Metazoa; Chordata; Mammalia; Perissodactyla; Rhinocerotidae
Gene: PAX4
Product: paired box 4
Biological process (GO): regulation of transcription by RNA polymerase II; anatomical structure development
Molecular function (GO): RNA polymerase II cis-regulatory region sequence-specific DNA binding; DNA-binding transcription factor activity, RNA polymerase II-specific
Source: RefSeq, a predicted model, not a curated record